AUGGCGCGUUGUCGCGGCGACAGGCUCGGCAGCCCAGCCGCGCUGCGCUUCCAGCGCCUCCCGUCCAUCUGGAGAGAUCUUUCCGCAUGUUCUUCCCCAUGGGCGCUUUCCGCCGCCCCCCAGAAAAGGGCUUUGCGCCCCGCGCGGGGACGAACCCCUCCCACGCCGGCGCUCCGCAGCGCCGAAGCGGUGAUAUGCGCAACGCUGUCGGCGCGUUUGGCGGCGACGAUCGCUCUCCUGCUCGUCGCCGGCAUGUGCGGCGGCUUCUGCGGCUGCGCUAGCGCCGUCGCCGUCAACCGUAACGACUGUAAAAAGCGCGCUCCUCCUCCGCACUCCCUUCCCUCCCCGAUUCUCCUUUCCUCCAUACUCCUCCCGUCCCCCUCCCGCUCCCUCCUCCCCUUCCCGCCGUUCCUCCCCGUUCUCCCCCAUUCCGCGCCCGCCGCAACGAACGCAUCCGCGCACCUGCGCCCGCCGAACCCCCACCCCACUCCCCCCAGAGGCUCUCGCUGCGCGCUGACCUCAGGGCCGCGCUGCUCUCUGGGCGCCGAACUGAACUUCACCACGCCCGCCUCGCGCACGCCCAAGCCGCUCUGUUCUUCCCGCACCCCUAACCCCCCCCUUCCCCCUUUUUCCCCAGGGGCGGCGCUGCUGUCACUGCGCGCCGAGCUCAACUUCACAUUGCCAGCCCCGUGCACGCCCAAUGCACUCUGUCCCUUCCUUGUUCCCUCCCCUCCUUUCCCCCUCUUCCCUCUCCCCCCGUGCUCCCCAGGGGCGGCGCUGCUGUCACUGCGCGCCGAGCUCAACUUCACCGUGCCUGCAUCACGCACGCCCAAGGGGCUGUGGGCGUCGCGGGCGAGUUGCGAUGACCUGUACGGGGUGCGGUGUGACGACCAGGGCAGCGUUACCUCCCUGCGUUGUGGGCAUGGAGGGGGAUCUGUGAUGACCUGUACGGCGUGCGCUGCGAUGAGUACGGUAGCGUCACCUCCCUGUGAGUGCUGCUCUCAUCUCACUCUCGUGCUCUGUUUCACUGCGUUGUGGGCAUGGAGGGGGAUCUGUGAUGACCUGUAUGGCGUGCGCUGCGAUGAGUACGGCAGCGUCACCUCCCUGCGUUGUGGGCAUGGAGGGGGAUCUGUGAUGACCUGUAUGGCGUGCGCUGCGAUGAGUACGGCAGCGUCACCUCCCUGUGAGUGCUGCUCUCAUCCCACUCUCGUGCUCUGUUUCACUGCGUUGUGGGCAUGGAGGGGGAUCUGUGAUGACCUGUAUGGCGUGCGCUGCGAUGAGUACGGCAGCGUCACCUCCCUGCGCUGUGGGCAUGGAGGGGGAUCUGUGACGACCUGUAUGGGCAUGGAGACGCACACACACAUGUUUGUGUUUCCCUAUGUGCAGCCCCUCUCCCCGCCCUCUCUCUUCCCGUUCCCCUCUCCACCCUCUCUCUCCUCCCCCCACACCCUCCCUUCCCAUUCCCCGACCACCUCCGCCCUUUCUCUCCCCCCACCAGUCUCCUAUACAGCGUCACAGGCACGCUUCCCUCUGCAAUCGGCAACCUCACUGCCCUCACCACACUGUGAGUUUGCCGUUUCACCGCUCUGCACCGCACUGCCUCUCCCUUUAGUCCUCUGCUGCGUGAUCUCCAGUUGCCCGUUGCCACUACCCCCUUCAGCCCACUCCUCCCAUCCCCUUCGUCUUUAUCUCUCCUCAUUCAACCCCCGAUCAUCUCUCCAUCAUCGUCCGUCUCAUCCAACCUCUCGUGCCCGCUCCCACCCACCAUGGCCACUCUCACCUCUCUGGUCCGUCUCAUCCAACCUCUCCUGCCCGCUCCCACCCACCCUAGCCACCCUCACCGCUCUGGUCAAUCUGCAUCUCGGCCGCAACAACCUCUCCUGCUCGCUUCCUCCCUGGCUCACCACGCUCACGCAGCUCAAGAUUCUGAGCAUAGAGUGGAACAAGCUCACGGGCAGCAUCCCUGCUGGCAUCUCCGCACUCUCCUCUCUCUCCGCACUGCGAGCGGACUACAACCUUCUCACCGGCUCCAUUCCGGCUGGUAUCGGCAAGCUCACUAACCUAACCCAACUGGAUCUCUCCCGCAACCUCCUCUCAGGCUCCAUCCCUGAAGGCAUCUCUUCUUUGCAAGAACUCUCCUCGCUGCUACUCAACGGCAUUUCCUUCCAAGGGCCCAUCCCAUCCGCCCUCUCCUCUCUCACCUCUCUCUACGAAAUAGACCUGUCGGCCAAUCAGCUGUCGGGAACCCUCCCUCCCAUCUUCACCAGCGCCAUGCCUGACGUCAGCAUCAUCUCCCCUCCCUCUCUGUCCUUGAUCCCCCAUUCUCGUCCCUUCCCCCCAUCCGCUUGUCAGAACCAGUUGCAUGGCCUCCUGCCACCGUCACCGGCGACUUGCUCUGCUCUCUACUCACAUGGGCGUUUUUUUACAGCGAGCAUGCAUGUCAUGCCCUCUCUCUGUCCAUCUUCCGUAUCCCCCCUCCCUUCCCUCCAGCCGUUUGAGUCAGAACCAGUUACAUGGCUUCUUGCCAACGUCACUUGCAACCUGCUCUCUGCUGCACACGCUGUGAGUGCUUCUCUCAACUAUCCAGGCGUGAAUGCACCGCACCGCCUCUCUCUGCGUGUUCUUCUCACCUCCAACUGUGACUGUCUUACCCUCUUUCUUACCCUCCCCACUUUCCCUCGUCUUCCCUCCCUCCCACCCGUUCACAUCACACCAUCUGUUACACUCCCCCCCAUGCUUUCCUGCCCCCUCUCCCUUUCCCCCAUGAUCGCCAGUGACAUUGCUGCGAAUGCCUUCACGGCAACCUAUCGCACAACUACUUCACGGGUCUCCUCCCAUCGCUCCCCUCCGCCACAUCUCUCCUCAAGCGCCACAUCUUCACGGGUCCUCUCUCUCGACCUCUCCUCCAACUUCUUCUUCGGUCCCGCCGUUCCCCUCGAUGCCUCCGGCGCCCCCAUCUGCCCCUCGCUCUCCCUCACCGUCCGCACCGCCUAUAAUUGCCUCACCUUUGACGCUUCCGUCUGCGAUGCUGGUGGUGCUGGUGAUGGAGCUGUUGCAACGAGAAGCGUGGAUAUGAUGAGCAGCAGCGGUAGUGGUGGUGGUGGUGAUGGUGGGGUCUUGUUUGGACACAAAGAGAGGGCCGAGCUUCUAGGGCGUGAAGAGGAGAAGAGGGAACGGCAGCCAGGGUCUAGCGCUGAUGCCCCCACUGCUCAUCUGGUAGCGACUCUUGAGGCGCCUCAGCGGCAGCAGCAUGCUCAGGCCACCACUGCUGACCUUGAAGCUUCCUCUCCUCAUGUCCGCUCCUCCCUGCCAUCGUAUGAAGAGCAAUUGCGCGCCGCUUUUCUCGGGCACAGGGAGAGAGCGGAGAUGGUAGGGCGUGAGGAGAAGGAGCAGCAGAAGCAGCAGGCAGCACCUUCUGAGGCGCAUGAGGUGGAGAUGACCUCUGGUGCUGCCACUGCUGACCAUCUCGCCUCACAAGAAGACGAAGGAAGGCUAGACUUCCCAGGGAAGAGGGAGAGGGCGGAGAUGCUGGGCCGUGGAGAGAAGGAGCAGCAGGAGCAGCAGGCAGUACGAGGUGAGGAGUAUCAGGGGGAGAUAGCCUGUGGUGGCGACCUUGUCCAUGCAGCCACCCACGAUGAUGAGAAUAGGGCUGCUUUUUCCGGGCACAGGGAGAGAGCAGAGAUGGUAGGGCGUGAGGAGAAGGAGCAGCAGAAGCAACAGGCAGCUUUUGAGGCGCCUCAAAAGGAGAAGGAGCAGCAGGCAGAGCUGUCGGUGGUACCAGAGGAGCAGAGCUCUGGUGCUGUGCUCGGUCCGGCAUUCCAUGAUGGUGAAAAGCGGGCUGCCGUUUUGAAACAUGGACACGGCCACGACCAUGCUUUGCAUGCAUCUCAUGUGCUGCCCUCUGAUGAAGAGGUGACUUUUGUCGAGUCCAUUCAACAGUCACCUCGUUUUUCCGGGCAUCUCCACGCCCAUGCGCCAUCUGAUGAAGAUGAAGCACCGCUGGCGGCAGCUGUGGGGAAGCACAAAGAGAAGGACGAGGAGGAGAUUGUGGGCCAUAGACGCCGCUCCGUUCACCUGCCCACGCACGCCCAUGUGUCGCAUGUGCAUGUGCCGUCCCAUCACGUCGACACACUGCUGUCGUCGUGGCACAGAGAGAGGGCGGAGGAGGUUGUGGGGCACAGGAGACGGCGGAAACGAGAGCACGUGGAUCCCCCUUCCGAUGCGGCUCUCAGGCCUGCUCCCGCCCUCGCCCAUCCGGCUUCCCUUGUAGAUGACGAGGAGGAGGGUUCGUUGAGACACAGAGAGAGGAUGGAGUCUGUGGGGCAUGAGAGGAAUCAAAGGGCUUCUGCUCCUGCCCUCGCCUAUCUGGCUCCUGCUGGCAAUGAGGGGGAAGAGGGCUUGUGGAGACACCAAGAGAGGAUGAGCCUGCUAGGGCAUGGGGGGAAGCGGAGGAAGCAACAGAGGGGGGUGCAGUUAGAGGGGGUGAGACUAGAGGGGAUGCGGGAGGGGAGGAUGGUGGGAAGGGGAGUGGGAGGGGGGAGGCGGACAGGGGGCAAGUGGAUCAACCACAGCAUGGGGAAUGAGCUGCUGGGUCCCAUGGGGCGAGGGGGAGGCAGCAGCAGGCAACGCAGCAGACGAGGCAGGGGAGGAGAGAGGGUGCUGUGUAGAGAUGGAUCGCUCACCGGGGCUUACAGUGGGGUUCUCAACUCCCAAUGUGGAAAUGGUGCUGGGACGUGCCUGGCUACUGUCACGUACCCUCCUCCCCCUCCUGCGGUGACUGUAGGGGGCGCUGGUGCGGGGAAAAGGGCGGGGGCGGGGGGGAAGCAGCAGGGGCAGGGGCAGGGGCAGCAGGCGCAGGUGGUGUUUGGGUGCGUGUGCCCUUCCUCACGAUACGUGCUGUCUGCAAAUCGCAUGGCAUGCACUCUGAAAGCAAGCCCAUCGCCACCCCCCCAGCCACCUUCCCCCCCUUCCCCUCCUUCUCCUCCACCCUCCCCACCCUUUCCCCCUCCAUCCCCACCCUCUCCACCAUCCCCACCUUCCCCACCCUCCUCACCUUCCCCAUCCUCCCCUCCUCCUCCCACCCCCACCCCUCUAGCGCCUCCCACUCCAUCCCCUCCUUCCCUUCCGCCCUCCCUCACUUUCUCUCCUCCUCCGCCUCUCUCACCUCCCCCACCAUCCCCCCCCUCCCUCCCCUCCGCCACACCCACUCCCCCUUCGCCUGCUCAAUCCCAGGACCCCCCAUCACCUCCGCCUCCACCCUCCCCUCCCCCCCUCCCUCCCGGAGCAACAGCUGCAGCAACUCCUCCCGUUCCUCCUCCACCCUUCCCCCCAUCACCUCCCCUCGUUGCCUCCCCUCCCCUCUCUGCCUCACCUCCCCUCUCUGCCUCCCCUCCCCUCUCUGCCUCCCCUCCCUUCUCCCCUCCCCUGCCACCAUCUCUACCACUCCCACCCUCCCCUCCCAACACGCCCAUUGCACCACCCGCCCUCGCUCCUAUCUCACCCCCCUCUCUCGCUCCUAUCUCACCCCCCUCCCUUGCUCCUAACUCACCACCCUCCCCACAUUCUCCUCCUCUCCUUCCCCCCUCUCCUCCUGAAGCAGAAACUUCUCCGCUCUUCCCCCCUCCCUCACCCCCAUCACCUCCCCACUCUGCCUCCCCUCCCCACUCUACCUCCCCACCCCACUCUGCCUCAGCUCCCCUAUCCUCUCCCCCACCACCUUCACCAGCACUCCCACCCUCCCCUCGUAUCAUUCCGAAUACAUCACCCUCCCCACCUUCUCCUCCUCUCUCUCAGUCUCCUCCCAUCCCCCCAUCACUAUCACCCCUACCUUCCCCCACCAACUCUCCGGAUACACCACCCUCCCUCCCUCCUCUCUCUCCCCCCUCGCUUCCUGAAGCAACAACGCCUCCCUUCCCCCCACCUCCCUUCCCCCCAUCACCUCCCCUUUCUGACUCACCUCCCCUGUCCACUCCCCCACCACCAUCACCCCCACCCUCCCCUCCCACCUCUCCCGAUACAUCACCCUCUCUUCCUCUUCUCCCUCCCCCCUCCCCUCCUGAAGAAACUCCUGCGUUUCCCUCCCCCCCUUUCCCCCCUUCCCCCCCAUCCCCCCCUCUUUCUGCCUCGUUUUUCAUGUCCCCUCUCACCCAAUCACCUCCUCCCUCACCUCCCCACCCACCACCCUUCCCCCCUCCUUAUCCUCCUCCCUCACCUCCCGAUUCCCCACCCUUCCCCCCUCCCUAUCCCACUCCCUCCCCACCCGACCCACCACCCUCCCCCCCUCCCCUUCCUCCUCCCUCCCCUCCACAACCUCCACCCUCCCCUCCUCCUCUCCCUCCCCCCUCCCCUCCACAACCACCACCCUCCCCUCCUCCUCUCCCUCCCCCAUCUCCUCCCCAACCACCACCCUCUCCCCCUCCUCAACCACCACCCUCCCCGCCGCCUCCUCUUGCUCCGCCUGUUAUGCUUACCCGAUGGGAGUGCUUCUACCAAAACCGAGAUACAGGGUGUUCCUCUACAGGAGGCGGCAUUUUUAAGGCAGUUCUGAGUGGCUUCACAGAAGCUACAGGGCAGCGAUGGGACCGAGCCAGUGAGGAAGUUGCUGGGAGUGGAGAAGGAAAAGAGAGGGGAAAGGAAACCAGUGAGGUGGUCAUGGGGAAGGAGCGGGGAAGGGAUGGAGUGGGUAUAGAGAGGGACUCACAGGCUGGUGAGGCUGGGGAGGUCGAGCAGGUGGAACCACAACAGGUGUUUCAAGCAGGUGCAACCACAACAGGUGUUUCAAGCAGGUGCAACCACAACAGGUGUUUCAAGCAGGUGCAACCACAACAGGUGUUUCAAGCAGGUGCAACCACAACAGGUGUUUCAAGCAGGUGCAACCACAACAGGUGUUUCAAGCAGGUGCAACCACAACAGGUGUUUCAAGCAGGUGCAACCACAACAGGUGUUUCAAGCAGGUGCAACCACAACAGGUGUUUCAAGCAGGUGCAACCACAACAGGUGUUUCAAGCAGGUGCAACCACAACAGGUGUUUCAAGCAGGUGCAACCACAACAGGUGUUUCAAGCAGGUGCAACCACAACAGGUGUUUCAAGCAGGUGCAACCACAACAGGUGUUUCAAGCAGGUGCAACCACAACAGGUGUUUCAAGCAGGUGCAACCACAACAGGUGUUUCAAGCAGGUGCAACCACAACAGGUGUUUCAAGCAGGUGCAACCACAACAGGUGUUUCAAGCAGGUGCAACCACAACAGGUGUUUCAAGCAGGUGCAACCACAACAGGUGUUUCAAGCAGGUGCAACCACAACAGGUGUUUCAAGCAGGUGCAACCACAACAGGUGUUUCAAGCAGGUGCAACCACAACAGGUGUUUCAAGCAGGUGCAACCACAACAGGUGUUUCAAGCAGGUGCAACCACAACAGGUGUUUCAAGCAGGUGCAACCACAACAGGUGUUUCAUUUCAAGCAGGUGGAACCACAACAGGUGUUUCAAGCAGGUGCAACCACAACAGGUGUUUCAAGCAGGUGCAACCACAACAGGUGUUUCAAGCAGGUGCAACCACAACAGGUGUUUCAAGCAGGUGCAACCACAACAGGUGUUUCAAGCAGGUGCAACCACAACAGGUGUUUCAAGCAGGUGCAACCACAACAGGUGUUUCAAGCAGGUGCAACCACAACAGGUGUUUCAAGCAGGUGCAACCACAACAGGUGUUUCAAGCAGGUGCAACCACAACAGGUGUUUCAAGCAGGUGCAACCACAACAGGUGUUUCAAGCAGGUGCAACCACAACAGGUGUUUCAAGCAGGUGCAACCACAACAGGUGUUUCAAGCAGGUGCAACCACAACAGGUGUUUCAAGCAGGUGCAACCACAACAGGUGUUUCAAGCAGGUGCAACCACAACAGGUGUUUCAAGCAGGUGCAACCACAACAGGUGUUUCAAGCAGGUGCAACCACAACAGGUGUUUCAAGCAGGUGCAACCACAACAGGUGUUUCAAGCAGGUGCAACCACAACAGGUGUUUCAAGCAGGUGCAACCACAACAGGUGUUUCAAGCAGGUGCAACCACAACAGGUGUUUCAAGCAGGUGCAACCACAACAGGUGUUUCAAGCAGGUGCAACCACAACAGGUGUUUCAAGCAGGUGCAACCACAACAGGUGUUUCAAGCAGGUGCAACCACAACAGGUGUUUCAAGCAGGUGCAACCACAACAGGUGUUUCAAGCAGGUGCAACCACAACAGGUGUUUCAAGCAGGUGCAACCACAACAGGUGUUUCAAGCAGGUGCAACCACAACAGGUGUUUCAAGCAGGUGCAACCACAACAGGUGUUUCAAGCAGGUGCAACCACAACAGGUGUUUCAAGCAGGUGCAACCACAACAGGUGUUUCAAGCAGGUGCAACCACAACAGGUGUUUCAAGCAGGUGCAACCACAACAGGUGUUUCAAGCAGGUGCAACCACAACAGGUGUUUCAAGCAGGUGCAACCACAACAGGUGUUUCAAGCAGGUGCAACCACAACAGGUGUUUCAAGCAGGUGCAACCACAACAGGUGUUUCAAGCAGGUGCAACCACAACAGGUGUUUCAAGCAGGUGCAACCACAACAGGUGUUUCAAGCAGGUGCAACCACAACAGGUGUUUCAAGCAGGUGCAACCACAACAGGUGUUUCAAGCAGGUGCAACCACAACAGGUGUUUCAAGCAGGUGCAACCACAACAGGUGUUUCAAGCAGGUGCAACCACAACAGGUGUUUCAAGCAGGUGCAACCACAACAGGUGUUUCAAGCAGGUGCAACCACAACAGGUGUUUCAAGCAGGUGCAACCACAACAGGUGUUUCAAGCAGGUGCAACCACAACAGGUGUUUCAAGCAGGUGCAACCACAACAGGUGUUUCAAGCAGGUGCAACCACAACAGGUGUUUCAAGCAGGUGCAACCACAACAGGUGUUUCAAGCAGGUGCAACCACAACAGGUGUUUCAAGCAGGUGCAACCACAACAGGUGUUUCAAGCAGGUGCAACCACAACAGGUGUUUCAAGCAGGUGCAACCACAACAGGUGUUUCAAGCAGGUGCAACCACAACAGGUGUUUCAAGCAGGUGCAACCACAACAGGUGUUUCAAGCAGGUGCAACCACAACAGGUGUUUCAAGCAGGUGCAACCACAACAGGUGUUUCAAGCAGGUGCAACCACAACAGGUGUUUCAAGCAGGUGCAACCACAACAGGUGUUUCAAGCAGGUGCAACCACAACAGGUGUUUCAAGCAGGUGCAACCACAACAGGUGUUUCAAGCAGGUGCAACCACAACAGGUGUUUCAAGCAGGUGCAACCACAACAGGUGUUUCAAGCAGGUGCAACCACAACAGGUGUUUCAAGCAGGUGCAACCACAACAGGUGUUUCAAGCAGGUGCAACCACAACAGGUGUUUCAAGCAGGUGCAACCACAACAGGUGUUUCAAGCAGGUGCAACCACAACAGGUGUUUCAAGCAGGUGCAACCACAACAGGUGUUUCAAGCAGGUGCAACCACAACAGGUGUUUCAAGCAGGUGCAACCACAACAGGUGUUUCAAGCAGGUGCAACCACAACAGGUGUUUCAAGCAGGUGCAACCACAACAGGUGUUUCAAGCAGGUGCAACCACAACAGGUGUUUCAAGCAGGUGCAACCACAACAGGUGUUUCAAGCAGGUGCAACCACAACAGGUGUUUCAAGCAGGUGCAACCACAACAGGUGUUUCAAGCAGGUGCAACCACAACAGGUGUUUCAAGCAGGUGCAACCACAACAGGUGUUUCAAGCAGGUGCAACCACAACAGGUGUUUCAAGCAGGUGCAACCACAACAGGUGUUUCAAGCAGGUGCAACCACAACAGGUGUUUCAAGCAGGUGCAACCACAACAGGUGUUUCAAGCAGGUGCAACCACAACAGGUGUUUCAAGCAGGUGCAACCACAACAGGUGUUUCAAGCAGGUGCAACCACAACAGGUGUUUCAAGAGGUGCAACCACAACAGGUGUUUCAAGCAGGUGCAACCACAACAGGUGUUUCAAGCAGGUGCAACCACAACAGGUGUUUCAAGCAGGUGCAACCACAACAGGUGUUUCAAGAAGGUGCAACCACAACAGGUGUUUCAAGCAGGUGCAACCACAACAGGUGUUUCAAGCAGGUGCAACCACAACAGGUGUUUCAAGCAGGUGCAACCACAACAGGUGUUUCAAGCAGGUGCAACCACAACAGGUGUUUCAAGCAGGUGCAACCACAACAGGUGUUUCAAGCAGGUGCAACCACAACAGGUGUUUCAAGCAGGUGCAACCACAACAGGUGUUUCAAGCAGGUGGAACCACAACAGGGGUUUCAAGCAGGUGCAACCACAACAGGGGUUUCAAGCCUCUCCACCCCCACUCCCCUCCUCCACAUAGCACAACCAGCACACGCAUCUGUGCACUGCAUGCCCAGCACGGCUUGA
Closterium sp. Naga37s-1 is the source of this 10449-nucleotide messenger RNA. NCBI's taxonomy places the organism in Eukaryota, Viridiplantae, Streptophyta, Zygnematophyceae, Desmidiales, Closteriaceae. The record is from the annotation of a GenBank genome assembly.